UUCUGUCUGAUAAAGACGCAGAUAUGAAGAGAAGAAAGUUGUUGUUUAAGAAUUAAAUAUGCUUCACGAAUUGCUACUUGCAUUAUCCGGAAUCCCAGGAUCUCUGUUUAGGGAAAAUCCUCAGAAUAAAGAAAUCGAGGUUGUGAGAGAAAUUGAGUUUAUUCACCCAAGUGAAAUCGAGCAACUGCAAUUGCUUUGCAAGCUUGGGUCUUACUAUCAACUCUUUGUCAGCUUCAUACAGAAAUAUGAUGUAAACCUCACAUCUGUGCAAAUCUUUACAAAUGCAGAUAUUGGUGACAAUGAUUCAAGAAAUGGCAUCUACAUUAGAGCAUUUGCUUCUGGCUUCAAAGAAAUCCUAAAACCAUAUCAAGAAAUUCUUAUUAGGCUGGAAAAUGAAGUUCUCAAGGAUUCAGCUAUGCCACUUUCUUACAUCUUUGGUGCAUUAGAAACAUAUCAUAUUCUUUUCCCAAUAUUAGCUGAGCUCAUUGAGAUCAUUGAAUCAAAGAAGGUUCAUGGAUGCCAGAUUCUAGAUCUGUUGCAUGAGCACUCAUUAUGUGGAAUGCCUGAUGUUAAAGAUGCUUUAGAAAGGGUUCUUCAUGUCUGCCAUUCAGUGCUUUUUAAGCAGCUCAGUGCUUGGAUGUUACAUGGCAACUUACUGGAUCAGUACAAUGAAUUCUUUAUUGCGAUUGGCCCUCAAAAGCAGGGAGAGAAAGCCAAAGAAGAUGAGCCAGCUCUACAGCCCCAAGCUGGGGUCAUCAUUAGAGGCAUCACUGGUAGAGACCUAGAAAAAUUGAAGGCAGAAGAUAAUGCUGACGAGGUUGUAAAGGAUGAAGCUGUGGUUGCUAAUGUUGCCCCAGAAAUGCUGCCUAGAUAUAUCACAUCACGGCUAGUUGAAAAGAUUUUAUUCAUCGGCCAAUCAGUAAAGAUGUUUAAGGAUACAGGCCAAGAAAAGAAAUUAUUCACAGCUUUUGAAAAAGUGGACAUAUUACAAGGCAGAGAAAGAGAGUUUCUACUGUCACUGCAAGAGCUUGAAAGAGAACCUUUAUUCUCAGUCGCAAAACUGGAAUUUCAAGUGGACAAAAUAAAAACAUGCGUUGCUGAACAAUUAUGGAAGCUCGUUGUUGAAGAUGGUGAAUUGCUGAAACAGAUGAGGUAUAUCAAAGAAAUUUACUUACUUGGUAGAGGAGAGCUUUUCCAGACUUUUAUUGACCGAGCGCAAAGCAUUCUGAAGGCACCCCCGUCGCCAGUUCUGUCAUACGAUCUUAAUUCCUCCUUUGAAAGAAGUCUUCGCGAGAUUUUACUUGAAAGCGAAGACUACCGUUCCUUCCAAAUGAAGUUGGAAACAAUUGAUCCUAAAGAUAAAAACAAGCAAGGAGAUGAAACGAGUGGUUGGGAAAGCAUUUUUGUGGAAUAUUCUGCUCCUUGGCCGCUCCAUUUGUUGUUUACACGGAACAUCAUAAAGAGGUACAAUGUUAUUUUUCGGUUCCUUUUCGGGGUGAAAAGGACCCAGUUGGAUCUACAGACUUUAUGGGCACUUCAAAUGGUGCGAAAGAGAUCAAAGGAUGACAGCAGGGUAAUAGGGGCGGCCAAGACAUGGAGCUUGAGGAGGAAAAUGGCUUUUCUUAUCGAUAAUCUGCAAUAUUAUCUCCAGGUUGAUGUGCUAGAAGCCCAGUUCUCAGAACUUGUCCAUGCGAUAAAAGAAACACGAGAUUUCGAGAGCAUCCAGACGGCACAUGAUCGUUUUCUUACCAAACUGAUGGCCCAGUGCUUCAUCACAAUGAAACCUGUCUUCAAUACCCUUGGGGAAGUUUUGAAGAUUUCCCGUAUGUUUAGUGAAGUCGUUACUAUGAAUGUGGACAAGUGGACUGAGCGAGAGCAGAGCCGGUCGGAAGAACUCGGAAAGGCAUUCGAGCAACACUCGCUGCUGCUAUUCAAGAUUCUUUCAAGCGUUCGCAGCCACCAGGUGUCGCCUCAUCUUGCCCAGCUUCUCCUCCGCAUUGACUUUAAUAAGUUUUUUAGCAUGAGCCGAGGAUUUCCUGCUUCGACUUGACUUCUGAUAGAAGCAAACUCCUCAACUGAAGAUCAGUGCUGUAAUGUAUCAUCCCCCCGUCCUUGUAGUCAAAGAAUACUAUGUUCAUUAAACUCAAUAACUGCGCAUGCUCUUCCAUUCGACUGUAAACAGUGGGUGGCUCACCCAUAAGAUUUCCGCCUGUUCGCCUGUCUUAAAAAAGUGUAAAUAAAUGAAGAGAAUUUUGAUAUCUGUUUGUUUUUAUUGACUAAUUUCGUUGGUGGAACGUCGCAAUCAACGAAUACAAGACCUUGCUUUGAAAUUCUAGCCCCAGUGUCUUCAGGUCCCCCUGAAAGAUGGUAAAAAUUGUUUUUUUUAUUUGUAUUUGCUAGUUAGCAUACCAAGGUAGUUUUAGGACACCGAGAAGCUGUGCUUAUGAAGCAGUGUCCUAGUCCUUCCACUCAAUGUGACCACACACCUCGUGAUUCCUACGCCUGCUGACCUCGCACUCAAUGUGACCACACUCUGCCUCGCACCUAUCAAACAGCGACAAGAAAAUUGUUGAAGAAAAAUGCCUCUAGCGAGAAUGAAUGUUAUUUCAGGUGAAUAAAUAGAAUUAUAUUUUAUCAUCGUAACAAUUUUAAAAUAUGCCUCGUAGAAAAACCUAUUGUACUUCUAUAAACUAACUGCCCUGGAACACCAUAUACAUAGCAACAAUGACGGGCAAUCACUACUUAAAAAUCGUACAAAUUUCCAAAAUCAAGAAUAAAAAAUUUAUUUACACAGACCUUUCGAGUAAUGUUUCAAUUAAUAUCAAACUUGAUAAUUCUAAGUUUAAUAAACCUUGUGGUUAGCUGAACAGCCUAGAGGCUAUUAAAAAUCAGAAACUUUCCGCUUCGCGAUCAAUCAGAAACUUUCUACAAAUACAUCACAAUAAAUGUCUUUUUUGGGGUUACUUACUGCGCAAAGAAACACUAUAUUCCUCAUGCAGCCUUAUACCUGGGACAAAAGGCACAAUCUCCCGACGCAUUUUGAUGCCCAUUUAAAUUUUCCAUUGGUUGGACUCACUCUAUGGUUGGACUAUUGCAUAUAACGACGUAUCCAAUCGGCAACGCAAGACUAAUUUUCAGGGUUUUCUCAAUUGUAAGCGCGCUGCAAAGCCGAUAGUUAACUCUAAAGGAAUGACAGAAGGGGCAUCAUGCCUUUAGAUCAUUAGACCCUCUCUGGGAAAAGCUGAGGAUGAAAAGGGAAAAAAGUUUGAUUGUAUAGUGAAUUCUGUCCAACUUCUGACUUUCGUCUAGCGAUCAUGCAGACCCGGUGCUAUAGACGGGUUCACUUGUCUUGAUCUUCCUUCUCUAUUCCCGCUGCUUACGAAUGCGUCUUAAACGGGAUUUGUUUAACUUGUCUUUAAUUUGGUCAAUUUUUAUGUUAUUUCUAGUUUAAUUUGAAGGGACGACCCAAUCUUUCACAUUAGGAUAUUUGCAUAUCAAUUUACAAGCUGCGCAAAACGCGUUGGUUUGUGAUAUUCAGUUUCUGCGUUAUAACCGUCAGAUCGGAUCGCCAUCAGAUCGGUUAACCGUCAAAAUAAAACAGGGAAACUGUAAGUGAACUUCCACUCCAGUCUUUUUGUUCACGCGCAUAACACGAUCGAGCCUCCGCAAUCAUUUUUUGGGAUCGCUAGAGGGACUUAGCGCAAACAAGCGGCAAGUACUAGACUAUGAGACUGCACGCUGCGAAUAAACGAACAAAAACUAGAGUGGAAAUCGGCCUAAAAAGAGCUUUUAGCUACAAGAUACCUGUCGUACAACACUUUGAAGUGUUAAUCUAAAUGUCGGUUAUAAAUUCAAAUUUUAUAUUGUCGAAUUUCUUUAAAAUAUAUUGCGGUAUCACAGCAUCUUUGUUUAAACGGCCAUUUGCCCCUGUUGCCGUAUCCUUCGACAAAGUACCCUCGCUUGAACCUGUGACCCCGAUUGCCGCUACACCGGACAUGCGUUCGUAAGGGCUUUCGUCGAUGCUAUCAUGCUCUAUCGGCCUCUUAGUGGCCUCGUUACAAGGUCCCGAUUCACUCGCAGCCUCGCCAAUUGGCUCACUGUUCUCUUCCAAUCUACGUAGACCGUUAUUGUUGAAGGUUGGUUUUUGAAUGAUAUCAUUGCUGCUUUGUUGUGAAUUUUGUGACAUCAUAGCUGAAUGUUUUGAGACAUUGGGUGACUUUUCCAAGCUCAAAGUGCUGGAGCGAUAUAUAUUUUCGUAACUCGCACUUACUUUGGCGUUAAAUGUUGGCCCACAUAAGUUGUUGAUAUUGUUAGGGAUCGAUAAUGUUUUCCCAAAUUUGCUGUGGUUGAUUUUGGCUUCCCAUUGUAAUGAUCUCCUUGAAGAAAGUUCUGUUAAUUUUUUCGAAAACAAUCUCAUAUCCUCAUAUUCAUUAGAAGAAUGAGUAACAGUAGAAUUUCCAGUGUUUUCCUUUGUACCUUUUCCCACGUAGAUACUUUGUGUAUGCUGGAAAAACGCGUCACGAUCAAUCGAGCCACCGCUGGCUUGCGAUUCGCUGUCAGAGCUUGAACUGCAAUGGUCUGGCGUUUGUCCUUUUGUCGCCGCAAGAUUCGGCGGCGAUGGCGGCAAGAGCAUUGACGGCAAUGGCAUCGGCGGGCGUAGAUUUAUGUAUUCAGGACCUUUAGAUUUAUAUAAAUCCGGUAUUACUUCAUAUAGGUCUUCCGUUGACGAUAAAUGGCUAGCUUUCGGUUUUGGGGCCUCUUUCUUUGCAUCAGGGCUCCUCACAUACCCGUACGUGUCCUCUGGUUGGAAUUCUUCUUUUAUUUUCUGACAUUUGUUACAGAAAUGCCUUUUUCGCAGCUUUUCAUUCCGGGAAAUAUUUGUGUAAUCCUUUGUCGUAAACUGUGGCGACCC
This is a messenger RNA of Rhopilema esculentum, 4912 nucleotides long. Lineage: Eukaryota; Metazoa; Cnidaria; Scyphozoa; Rhizostomeae; Rhizostomatidae. The record is from RefSeq and is a predicted model, not a curated record.